Messenger RNA from Nerophis lumbriciformis (worm pipefish), 1662 nucleotides. RefSeq names its product G-protein coupled receptor 26-like. Gene Ontology annotation, biological process: adenylate cyclase-activating G protein-coupled receptor signaling pathway. The record is from RefSeq and is a predicted model, not a curated record. Gene Ontology annotation, cellular component: membrane. Gene Ontology annotation, molecular function: G protein-coupled receptor activity. Lineage: Eukaryota; Metazoa; Chordata; Actinopteri; Syngnathiformes; Syngnathidae.
UGACAGGACGACAAAAGCUCUCCGCCCCACGCAGCCGCGCAACACACUCCGCCGCUCCUUUCGUGCACUUUCCUGCCUCAGCUUUUCCGCCACGAUGUGGCGGUAAAAGAAAAAGAAAAACCAAGAGGGCACGAAGCGCGUCCACAUCUCCACACGGGCGAUGCGCGGAGGCGACCGCGGCCGAGCGAGCGGCACCUUGGCGGGCCGGGCAUGAGGAUGGACCCCGGGGAGGUGCUGGUGUUCGGGCUGGUGCUCGUCAUCAUCGUCGUGUCGCUGCUGUCCAACGUGCUGGUGCUCGUCUGCUUCCUGUACAGCCCGGAGAUCCGCAAGCAAGCUCCGGGGCUCUUCAGCCUCAACCUCACCUUCUGCAACCUGUUGCUGACGGUGGCCAACAUGCCGCUCACCUUGGCGGCGCUGGUCAGCCGCGCGCAGCCGGGCGGCGACGCCUUGUGCCAGGCGGCGGGCUUCCUGGAGACCUUCCUGUCCACCAACUCCAUGCUGAGCAUGGCGGCGCUGAGCAUCGACCGCUGGGUGGCGGUGGUCUUCCCGCUGCGCUACCACUCCAAGGUGCGCCACAAGGACGCCGCCCUGGUGCUGGGCUACACCUGGGCGCACUCCGCCUCCUUCUCCACGGCCGCCGCCUGCCUCUCCUUCCUGGGCUACCAGCGCCUCUACGCCUCCUGCACGCUGGCGCACCCCAAGGCGGGCGGCCGGACGCAGUUCGUCGUCUUCACGGUUUUCUUCCACUCCUUCACCUUCUUGCUCGCCUUCGUCGUGCUGUGCGUCACGUACCUCAAAGUGCUCAAAGUGGCCCGCUUCCACUGCAGGAGGAUCGACGUCAUCACCAUGCAGACCUUGGUGCUGCUGGUGGACAUCCACCCCAGCGUUCGCCAGCGCUGCCUGGAGGAACAAAGGCGACGGCGCCAAAGAGCCACCAGGAAGAUCAGCACCUUUAUCGGAACCUUCAUGCUCUGCUUCGCUCCGUACGUCAUCACCAGGAUCGUGGAGUUGUUCCCGUGGGUGCCUAUCAGCCCUCACUGGGGGGCCAUGUCCAAGUGUCUGGCCUACAGCAAGGCGGCGUGCGACCCCUUCGUGUACUCGCUGCUGCGCCAUCAGUACAGGAAGACGUGCGGCGACAUCGUCAACCGGCUGCUCAAGCGCCGCUCCUUGAACGCGGCGGCGCGCGGGUUCGAGAGCCAAGGCAGCAGCAUACCCAGAGUUGAGUGACGGGACUAAAGUGGGGUUGCGUGUGUGCUUUUUGGGAAAUAUGUUUUAUGGACAAGGAGGACAUUUAUGGACAUCCUCAUUCAGUCACAAUGGUAGCUGGGACUGUAUUUUACAGUACUACUAGUAUUUAUUUAUUUAUUUAUUUAUGUCUCAAACAGUCUUGGUUUGCUGGCGCAGUAAAAUGUAGCACUGAAAGCUGCAGGGCAUCUUUAUCCAAAUUACCGUAAAUACUCUAAUAAUAGCGCAGCUGUUUUUUUAAAAAAACAAGCAGAAAUAUUAUAAGCAGAAAUGUGGUCAGCGGCAACAAAGGCAGUGUUGUAACUGCUAAGUCGGCAUUAAUGCUGCUGAUGAGUUGACGCGAGCGUGAGUUUUUAAAAGCGCACGCAGAGCUCGAUGAACCCACUCACCAUACUUCCAAAACAACUACCGCCAUCU